AUGCCACACGCCAACCAGAAGCUGCUGCCCAUCGGGUGCAAGAUGAAUGAUGCGGCCUACCCCUUUCGUGGGGAGCACCGUUUGGCCGACUGCAUCAACCACGGGCAUACUGGCGUCACAAAGAGAACCCCGACGUCCAUUGCGAUGCGCAUUAGCGGAUCCAAUUUAGUAAUCGAGCAGGUGAAGACGCCAAAGGGGGUGGAGUUAGAGUGCGAGCUGGGCAUUGACGGCGGCAUCCCACGACCGGUGUCGCUCCAUCAAGCGUCUGCCUUUAUGGUGCCCAGCGAUGGUCACUACUAUAACCUCGUGGCUGCUGUGAAGGUCAGUGGCAAUCCGGCGAAGCACUACUGCCGACUCACCUUCAAUGGAAGUGAGGGCGCGAGUGUGCUGCGUGUGCGGGCACCGGAGAACUGCAGCCCAGAUGCGGUGUACAUUGUUGCGGACGGCCUUCGGCUGUGGCCAACGGAAGGGUGGUUCUGCAUUCCCAUCCAGGCGAAGGAGUGCGCUCUGGUUGCAAAUCUCCCGGUUGAGAGUGCGCCGUCUCCUCCCUUUUCCUACAUCGCUGCUGCUCCUCCAUUGCUACCAGCAACCAGUGACAAACUUACUGAGAAGGCGCCGGAAAUGGCCAUAGCGGGACCAUUGGUCGCAGUGGACGUGCCGGAAUUGGAGACGCGUAUUAAUCCACCUCUCAUCCCUAACAUGGGGGCGUUCAGCCUUGCUGAAUCCUGCGCCGCAUCGAUGCCGAGUUUUGUCGCAACCGCGCUGGGCUUCAGCCUGCAACUGACCGGCGAAGACAGCAGUUCCGCAUUUGGUGUCGGUGUCGCCGCACUGCCGCUGAGUCACCGCCGAGCUCAGACAGUGCAGAUCGUCGUCACCAACGCAGAGGGGCGGGUGGUGCUGCGGCAGCGAUCGCAUGUGCCAGCACUGGAGCCCGCAGCCGUCUGUCUGUAUCUAACUGAUGAUGCCACGGGUGGACUUGCCGUGUGCACGAAUCCGGGUAGCAAACUCACAGUCGGUGGCGUGCCGCAGGCGGAUCCUUCGGUCGCGGCUACCCUGCCGCGCGUUGUGGCCGAACAGGUGGCUGUGGAGCAGCCAAACGCAGACGGCUCCGUCUCGAAGGCCGUGCUGCACGUGGCACCGAAGUUUGAGCCGGCCCCCCUCCCUGUAGUGGCGUUGCAGCACCCGCAAGUGCAGGCACAGGCCCAGCCAGAGAGCUGGGUGAAGGAGCUGUGUGAGGUGCUUCAAACCUCGAACCCCGAGGAGCAGCGACGCCUCGUGCAGAACAUUCAUCCCUCGUCGAUUUCCGGCAUGUCAAUAGUAAAUUUUAUGCGUGAUCAGCUCACCCGCCAACCACCUGUCAUCUCCUUCACCGUCUCUCGUAACGGCUUGGAGGCGGUGCAGUGCUCCGGCUGUUCGGUUACUGCUGCUGUCGGCAACGAUCCUGUGCGUCAGAUUCCGGCCUUCGGCUCGGUGGCGUUGACGCCCGGCAAGUCGGCUGUACUGACAGCUACCAAUAUGUUGACGCACCGCGCCGCAUCGGCGUGUCAAGUGCAGAUGGGGAUGUGGGGCGCUGCGAGCUCUACCAGCGUGACGGACUCGGCAGGGUCACCUAUGCAGGCUGGCGCCUCGGCCGACGCCAAGGCGGAUACCUCCCUGGUGAGCCGUCUUGUGGACUGCCUGCUGCACCACAAGGUGAGCGCACCGCUGGUCGCCGACGAGCUUGAGAGCAUGUCGACGACAUCGCUUUCUGCACAGGGACGCCACAUGCUUACACUCCUCACAAGCUGCCUACGCAGCGCUGCCGCGGCGCAGGCCGCCAGCACUAAAGCCGCAGCAGCGGCCCAGGAAUCCCCGGAGGAGCUCUUCUUCACCUGCGGGCCGGGCUACCUGGACAACAUCUACACAGCUCAACCGCAGUACCAACUGUUUGGUACUGUAGACUACCAGGCACCACAGGUCCUGCAGCAGCGCGGCCGUAUACCUGCGCAAGGCAUCCUCGAGGGUGAGCACAGAUCCUUCUUCAUCCGUAUCACAGCACGCGACCCAACAACAGGAGACAUUAAGGCGGAGAGGACGAUCACGGUGCUCGGUGUUCGGCCCGCAGCGGAGUCGACCUCUGCUGCUGUGGAAGCACCACCGCCCACCGAACGCAGCGACGCCACUGCACCGACAGCUACAAAGGUGCCACCCGAGUCGUUCGCUGAGGAGCCGUUGCGCGGAGUAGGCGCAGCAGCUACUGCGGCACCCGCUUCGAUGCCGGAACAGCAGCUGGUCCCCGGCGACGAGGCAGCGGCGAUUCCAUACAUGGACAUCUCACUCCAGGCAGUGGGCAACGAUGUCCAGGCGCGCAUCCUGUGUCAUCCGCAUCUCCGCAUUGUGUGCGACGUGGACGGCGUCGGCGGUAACACGGGCCUGUCUGACUUUGUGGCCAAGAUGCUGGCCACCCGUUUCCACCAGGUCAACCUGAGCCUCAUAGAUGUGCGUGGCAAUGUGGUGUUCCAGCAGAAGCUCGGUGUUCCAGCCAUGGUAUCGCCUCGGUGGGGGCUGGCGCUGCAGCAGAACGGCCUCUCCGUAGACCCGGAGAUGGGCAGUCUGGUGACUGCAUCGAUCGACAGAGCGCUGGAGCGGACGCUGCAGGGCAACUUUGUCUCCUUUGACGCGAGUGUGCCGCGCUUCGUGCAUCUGCGCAAGUACCACGACACUAUUCAUGGCAUCUGCGCCGGUGAAGUAUCACUGCGCCUGCCUGGCUUGACGCUACCGCCAGAGCUGGAGGAGGUGACGAACAUUAUGCGGCGUCGUGCUGACGGCCAAGUCAGCGAUCCACAGACAAAAGCGGAGCUGCAGCAGCUGCGUGCUCGCUGCACCGCGUCGGCCGUUGUGGCACUGAUCACCGCCAUCCUCGACGGCUGGCCUACGCGAGGUGGUGCGACUCCGCCCACAUCGGGUCGCGAUAGCCCAUCGAGUCGUGUAUUCUUCCGUUUAACCGGGACGGAUUGA
Molecule: messenger RNA, 2997 nt
Organism: Leishmania braziliensis MHOM/BR/75/M2904
Lineage: Eukaryota; Euglenozoa; Kinetoplastea; Trypanosomatida; Trypanosomatidae
Exons: 1
Coding region: 1-2997 (998 amino acids)
Source: RefSeq, a predicted model, not a curated record